CUUAUAAAAUAAAUGUUGUUUUAACAUCUGUUUAGCAUUACAGUGUCAGGCUAUUUGCUUGCCCCUAUUCAUGAUUAUAUUUUAAUCGUUUAUAAAAUAUUUAAGGCAUACUACUAGCAUUUUCUGAGUUUGUCCCUACAUCUAGUUUCAAAAUAAUACUGACUGUAAGUAAUAUGGUGUGGCAUAAAGUUAUUUUCAAAAUUAUGUGGUGGGAAGGUUAUUUCCUACACGCAAUGCAGUAAUAUUCUUAAAUGAAAUAUUUUUCUUAAUUUCUAAGGUUUGUUUGCAAAUGUUACUGUUUACUGUGAAUGUAGACAACAGUGAGUGCUUUUGUGUAGAGUAGGAUGUCAUGUGACAGCUGGAAUAAAGAACUAUAACCCCAUAGGAUAACGAUAGGCCAUAUCCAUAUUUUUGCUUUAUGCUGUUCAUUAACUGCAGUAUGAUCCCUUCCUCGCCCAGUUUAGAUGUGUAUCACACAACUUCUAAAUCACAAUUAAAUGUCUGAUCUAUAUCUUUAUUUCAACCAGUACUGUCUGUCAAAUUGCAGUAAAGCCUUCCUGUCAGAUUUGCACUAUAAGAUGAAAAUGUAUGAAUAAAGUGUGAUAGCGUGUAAAGACUUAAUUUUAGUUUGGCAUUUUGCUUGUUGAUGCUCAUUUUUAAAUAUGUGAUUCUCAAAUAUGUUGGUGAAUAAAGUCAACAUGAUGGAUUUUAAAUCUGUUUUCUUGUGUGGUUUUGUUAACCUGUAAUGUCUAACAGUGAUGUUAUAUAUCUAGUGUCAUUUUGCCCACCCCCGUUCACAAUACACCCUCUUUUUCACACAAAAAUGACCUAAAGAAAUGAUGCAGUGGGUUUACGUGACGCACUUUUGGGCAAGUCUCCAAACUUAUUUUUUGAAUGGAUGUCAAUGGUAUGGAGGAGACCAUUCACUACGAUAAAUAAACUCCCUUUGUGAGGAAGUAGACGAAUCCGAUCUUUAGUAGCUUUACAUUAAACGAUACUUUUGUUGGUAAUUAUAAUAGAUUUAUAAGAGAAGGCUAUGUAAAUGUUGUACAUAUAGCAGUAAAUGCCUAUUGUAUUGUGUCCUUAUUCUGCGAAAAAAAAGCGUUAAAGUUUUUCACUUGACUUUUUAGUGAAUGUCGCAUUAGCGCAUGCGCGAGCGAGGAGCACGCGGACCGUCACCCGAAAUCUCGUUUUUACUGUUUGGUUUUGGCACAUUGCGGCAACAGUCUUCCCACUGCUUCACUAGACUACACGGUUGAAAGGUGGUAAUAUUAAGAUGAUGCCUUAUGAAAUACUGUCAGUCACGCUGAUGUCAGGGGUGCAGAUGCCCCUCUUGGGUUUGGGCACUUAUAAGUUACAAAGCUAUGAUCAGUUAUACCAGUGUGUGGACUCUGCUCUUCUAGCAGGAUACCGUAGCUUUGACACAGCUGCUGUGUAUGGAAAUGAGGCACAACUAGGGCAAAUCCUCAAAGAGCUGUUGCCCAAGCAUGGCUUUAGCCGUAAGGAUAUUUUCAUCAUCAGCAAGCUUUCCCCUUCAGACCAUGGACCCAGGGCAAAGGUAGGUUGCCUGAGGAGUCUGGAGCAACUAGGUUGUGAAUACAUUGACCUCUAUCUAGUCCACUGGCCUGGAAUAGAGGGUCUUGAACCAGAGGAUUCUUGUCAUGCAGAGUUCCGGGCACAGAGCUGGGCAACCCUAGAGGAAUUCUACACAAGCGGGAAAUUCAAGGCAAUAGGAGUCUCUAACUACACUGCAAAGCACAUUAGGGAGCUGCUCGUGAUGUGCCUUGUGCCCCCAGCAGUCUUUCAAAUGGAGUGUCAACCAAAGCUGAUCCAGAGGGAACUGAGGGAUUUAUGUACAGAGAAAGGCAUUCACUUCCAGGCCUACUCCUCUCUCGGUAAAGGAGCUCUCUUGAGCGAGCCGGAGGUAGUGGCUAUAGCAAAGCGCUGUGGUCGGACCCCUGCCCAGAUUCUGCUGAGGUGGGCUGUACAGCAAGGCAUUUCUGUUCUGCCUCGUUCUUCACAGCCACACAGAGUAAAGGAAAAUGCAGAGGUUUUCAAUUUUAAGUUAAGCGAGAGUGAUAUGAUGAUGUUGAAUGCCAUGAAUUGCGGAGCAAGGUUUUGUAAAAGAGACUCUAGCAAUAUAGUUUAGGUUUGAAAAUAUAAUGUACUUCAGCUAUUAAUAUGAAUGUUUAAUUGAUCCUUGAGCUCAAUAUAUGAUGUGUUAAGAAAAAUGUCUAAAUUCAGCAUUUGAAUAAAGA
Messenger RNA from Triplophysa rosa, 2258 nucleotides. RefSeq lists its product as uncharacterized. Bases 1277 to 2149 code for a protein of 290 amino acids. Gene Ontology annotation, molecular function: oxidoreductase activity. The record is from RefSeq and is a predicted model, not a curated record. Lineage: Eukaryota; Metazoa; Chordata; Actinopteri; Cypriniformes; Nemacheilidae. The transcript is spliced from 2 exons.